CUUGCUCUUGUAUAGCUAAUAAACGCUCUUCUUAUUCAUUUAGUCGAACCGUCAGUCCCAAAGGAAGCUGCUAUUCACAAUGUCAUUGCAAUUUCUGAUAUGGCUAUUUGUGUUUUUACUGCAAGCGGCGCUAUUGGGCAGGACGAUGUUUGCGCUCAUAUCGCUUUCGGACCUCGAGAACGAUUUCAUCAACCCGUAUGACCUCACGCAACGCCUGAAUCGCUUCGUGGCGCUGGAGUAUGCGGCCCAGGUGGUGCUGGUGGCGGUGCUGCUGCUGGGCGGCAAGUGGUUCCUGGCGGCGCUUCAGGCGGCCAUGCUGGUGUACCUGCUGCACAGCUGGCACGUCAAGCAGCACACGGUGGACGCCACGGACGUGUUUCGGCAGCUGCCGGCGCAGAAGAAGCGCCGGUUGAUCAUGUUCGGCUCGUUCCUCUUGUUCUUCGUGAUCAUCACGUACCGCUUCAUCGAGAGCGUCAUCCACGGCCUCCUCACCGAGGAGGGGCGAGAGCAUGCCAAGAAGCUGUUCCAGGAUGCGGCCUCGUCCGUGCAUGGCUACUGAGGCCUGGCUACAGCGGCCGUGGCAGCAGCAAAUGCGGUAGCAGCCAGCGCAGUGAGGCGGAGGACCUGCCGACAAGGCGUGUGUCGCAGCAAGCGUAAUAGCAAACACACAAACACGGCACAGCAAGGCGUCACGACCUGGCGUGUGUACUGGGCCGAGGCGGUGCUGGGUUUGCUGCCAGACAUGGAUUGGGUACAUGUGGAGGUGUCCGGCUGAGAUGUGGCGGCAGGAGGGAGAGGGUGGGAACAGGAGAGCAGCGUUGCGCACUCAUGAUAACACUGUUAAGAGGACCUGGUUAUUGCACGGAGUGCCCUGUCUGCGUGCUGGGGAUUGUAUCUGCAGUCUGCACAAUAUGCUUACGCGGAGCUGGAGGCUUUAGGCAACCACACAGUGGUACUCAUGAGGCAGGGGAGGCCCUGGCGUAUGUCGUGGUGGGUCGGGCGCGCAUGACCCAAUACUGGGGCAUUUGUGUGGUCUGCACACAUACCAAUACACUGGAGGAGGGGGGUUGAAGCGCCCCCACAUGGGCACCCCUCGGGGCUGCCGCGGCGGGUCUGGCACGCAUGGCGGGGUGCAAUGAGGCUAUCCGGACGAGCCCAGCACAUUGGAAUGGUUGGACCCGCCGCCGCCCGAACGGAAAGAUUGUGCGGCUAGUCCUGGUGUCCGAUGAAGAGCAGCUACAGCACCGGCUGCAGCACCCAGCCCCCGCACGUGUCCGAAUUGCGAGUGUAAUUUGA
This is a messenger RNA of Chlamydomonas reinhardtii, 1296 nucleotides long. RefSeq lists its product as uncharacterized. Gene Ontology annotation, biological process: vesicle-mediated transport. The transcript is spliced from 5 exons. NCBI's taxonomy places the organism in Eukaryota, Viridiplantae, Chlorophyta, Chlorophyceae, Chlamydomonadales, Chlamydomonadaceae. The record is from RefSeq and is a predicted model, not a curated record. The coding region runs from base 146 to 559 and encodes 137 amino acids.